AUGAUUCACAACAAACCGCUGUUUGUGCUCACAGAUCCCACCACCGGAAUUAAAUUCGGGUCAGGCUCUACCAAGGGCGUCUUGCUCUGCCCCAGUGGCCCGGAUAGCUUUUACAUCUAUUCCCUCGACAGAGGCGGACCGGUCCGGGUGGGUUUUCCGGAUGAAACCGUAACAGAAUCUUUGUGUUUCUGUCAGAACGUGAAAAAGACGGACUGGUUCCGGGAGUGGCCGGACUCGUACGUGAAACACAUCUACAGCUCGGAGGACAGGAACGCACAGCGCCACUUGAGCAGCUGGGCCAUGCGCAACACCAACAACCACAAUUCCCGCAUCCUCAAGAAGUCGUGCCUGGGGGUGGUGGUGUGUAGCCGGGACUGCUCCACCGAGGAGGGCCGCAAGAUCUACCUGAGGCCUGCCAUCUGUGACAAAGCCCGGCAGAAACAACAGAGGAAAAGCUGUCCCAACUGCAAUGGCCCUCUGAAGCUGAUUCCCUGCCGAGGCCACGGGGGCUUUCCGGUCACCAACUUCUGGAGGCACGACGGCCGCUUCAUAUUCUUCCAGUCGAAAGGAGAGCAUGACCAUCCCAAGCCGGAAACCAAGCUGGAAGCGGAGGCGAGGAGGGCAAUGAAGAAAGUGCACAUGGCAUCCGCCUCUGGCUCCCUGCGGAUGAAGGGGAGCCCAGAAACGAAGGUUCUUCCAGGUGAAAUACCGAGUCAGGGAAGUUUACCUUUAACUUGGUCAUUCCAGGAAGGCGUCCAACUGCCCAGCAGUUACAGCACACCUUUAAUAGCUAACGCCCCCCAGCAGAACUCCCUGAAUGAUUGCCUAUCCUUCCCCAAGAGUUACGAUUUGGGGGGAACCACUGAGCUGGAAGAUCCAACUUCCACCUUGGACUCCACUCAGCUCUAUGAGAAAUUCAAAUUCUCCAGCGGAAGGCUCUACAGCGCUGAAGACCAGUUUCAGCCUCCUGUCCCUGGGGUCUACACAGAUUAUGACGACUUACAAGCCUGGAGUAAAAAUGCUGCUGCCUUAGGGAGAAAUCCUAACGAUGAGCCCUGCUACCCCAGCUAUCCUCUGCCCCCCGUGACCGGCUGGCCCUGCGACUUCUUUCCCUCGCAGAGCUCUUUGGAGCCCUUGGCCCAACAGAUUCCACUGGAGGCCCCUGCAGCCCCGAAUGGCUGUCAUCCGCUGUGGUCCAGUCCAGGAGGUGAGCCUUAUGAAGAGAAAGUGCCUAUGGAUUUCAACAGCUACGUGCCUUCCCUCACGUACCACUCACCUCAGCAGGACCCCUUUCUGCUCUCCUACGGCUCUCAUCCUCAGCAGCAAUACUCUCUGCCCAGCAGGAGCAGCAAGUGGGAUUUUGACGAAGAGAUGGCCUGCCUGGGUUUGGAUCACUUCAACAAUGAAAUGUUUCUAAACCUCUGUCCUUUAAGAUGACUCAACAUCCCCUCCCCCGACACCACCACCAAAUCGUGAUUGGUUAAGGGGUUGGAAGGCUAUCCCUAGAAAAUGGGUUUCAAAACAUAGCCUCGGAGAAGUGUUGGAAUCAUGACAAGCAGGAGACAAGACUUUGUUUUUUAAUCUAGCUAGUUUUUUCACCUCGCCAGUGCUACUGUGUUUACCUGUAGGAAGGAAUAAAAACUUACUUGUGCCAGGUACAGGGGCACACACCUUUAAUCCCAGCACUCGGGAGGCAGAGGCAGUUGGAUCUCUGUGAGUUCAAGGCCAGCCUAAUCUACAUAGUGAGUUCCAGGACAGCCAAGGCUAUGUAGCCUGUCUCAGAACCCACCUACCCACCCCCAAAAAAAGAAAGAAAAAGGAAAAAGGAAAACUAAAAAGAAACUCUUGCGUUGUGGAGCAAACUGCUCCCUGAUGCCCUGUUCAAGCUUUGGAAAUUCAGCAUCCACCUCGGCAGGGCUGUCUGGAGCAGUUUUACUAUGGAGAACACAUGUCAACUUAACAUUUCAUCUAUGCCUUUUCGGAAGCUAAAAACAAAGGAACAGAAAGAAGACAGAAGAGCUAUGGAGGUGUAGAGUUGAACAGUUUACCCAAGAAAUAUUUAAUACUUUGCUUAGUUUUAUUAUUUUUUAAAAAAAUACGUUUUCUAGAUUUGUGACUUGUCAAAGCAAGAGGCGUGACCUCGUCCUAUUUAUAAAGAACAGAAAACAAAUGAACACGGGAAGAGAACGGAAUCCACCUCUCCUUCCCUUUCUCCUUCUCAGUGACUUCUCCUCCCACAAGAGCUGAGUCUCUGUCCUGUCCUACUCAUUUUUGUCCUUCAUGGUAUCUCAAUGUCACGUUCAUAUAUGAGAAAUUCUUGCUUAAAAGUCUUCGUGAAGGGUUGUGGGUGUGGCCCCACAGAGGAGAGCUUGCUUAGCAUGUUAAAGGCUCUGGGUUCAAUUCCCAGCAACAAAUUCCAACAGCAAAGCUUUCUUGGGCAUGGAGGGCACACCUGUAAUCCUGAAAUUUAGGAGGCUGAGGCAGAAGGAUCAUGAGUUUGAGGUCAGCCCAGGCUACAUAGUGAGAACCUAUCUCAAACAAAUUUAGAACAUUCUUCCUGGAGGCCAAGAGGCAAGGUUCCAUAGUUCAGCACUUGGUACUGAAUGGGGCUUUAGCCUUGGUACCCCAAACCCAAAUAGCUAAACAAAGGAGUCUCUGUUCCUUAGUCAACUGGUCAGUUCCCAGUCUCUGCUGAAGUACUUUCUAGAAAAGACAGUACAAAAUCUGGAAUGAACUUUGCCAUAAGCAAGUGUUUCCAAAAUAAUCUUUACCGUUUGAUUUGUAACU
This is a messenger RNA of Peromyscus maniculatus bairdii (prairie deer mouse), 2787 nucleotides long. NCBI's taxonomy places the organism in Eukaryota, Metazoa, Chordata, Mammalia, Rodentia, Cricetidae. The record is from RefSeq and is a predicted model, not a curated record.